CAUCUGCGCUAUCUCCCACGACUCCGGGUGGGCAACAGCUCCCAUACAGGGCAGCAUGAGCACCAUGGCCACCUCCACCGUCACGCCUGGAGCAGAGGAAGCGCUACUCCACGGUGGUGAUGGCCGAUGUGUCCCAGUAUCAGGUCAAUCACCUGGUGACCUUUUGCCUGGGCGAGGAGGACGGGGUGCACACGGUAGAGGAUGCGUCCAGGAAGCUGGCGGUCAUGGACAGCCAGGGCCGCGUCUGGACCCAGGAGAUGCUGCUGCGGGUGUCCCCUGGCCAUGUCACGCUGCUCGACCCGGGCUCCAAGGAGGAGCUGGAAUCCUACCCCCUCGGCUCCAUAGUGCGCUGCGACGCGGUGACGGCACCAGGCCGGAGCCGCUCGCUGCUCCUGCUGGUGUGUCAGGAGCCCGAGCGCGCGCAGCCCGACGUGCACUUCUUCCAGGGACUAAGUCUUGGGGCGGAGCUGAUCCGAGAGGACAUCCAGGGGGCUCUGCACAGUUACCGCUCCGGACGCGGGGAACGCAGGGCAGCGGCGCUCAGGGCCGCGGAGGAGGAGCUGCAGCGCGGGCCCAAGCCCGCUGCCCAGACCCCGCCCCUGCAGCGCCGCCCCUCGGUCCGCGCGGUGAUCAGCUCGGCCGCGCCGGCCGCGGGCCGCGGGGCGCCCCCGGUGCAGCCCAUCCCCGAGGCGGAGGAGGGGAGGCCCGGCCGGGCGAGCUUCGUGAGCAGCGCGGACCCCGAGAGCCCAGACCUGGGCCCGCGCGGCCCGGAGCUGGCGGGUCUGCAGGCGGAGCGCGAAGUGGACAUCCUGAACCACGUGUUUGAGGACGUGGAGACCUUCGUGUCCAGGCUGCAGAAGUCUGCAGAGGCCACCCGCGUGUUAGAGCACCGCGAGCGCGGCCGUAGGACCCGGCGCCGGGCCGCUGGGGAGGGCCUGCUGACUCUGCGGGCCAAGCCACCCUCGGAGGCUGAGUACACGGAUGUGCUUCAGAAAAUCAAGUACGCCUUCAGCCUGCUGGCCCUGCUGCGAGGCAACAUCGCCAACCCCUCUUCCCCGGAGCUGCUGCACUUCCUCUUCGGGCCGCUGCAGAUGAUCGUGAACACGUCCGGCGGCCCGGAGUUCGCCAGCGGCGUGCGGCGGCCGCACCUGACGUCAGAGGCCGUGGCGCUGCUGCGGGACAGUGUCACCCCCCGGGAAAACGCGCUGUGGACCUCGCUCGGGGACUCCUGGACCCGCCCAGGGCUGGAGCUGCCCCCAGGGGAGGGACCUGCUUACAGCCCCGAGUUUUACAGCGGCUGGGAGCCGCCAGCCGCCGACCCCCAGGGCCGCCGUUGGGAGGACCCGGUGGAGAAGCAGCUCCAGCAUGAGCGGCGGCGCCAGCAGCAAAGCGCACCCCAGGUCGCUGUCAAUGGUCACCAAGAGCCAGAGCCGCAGCUGGAGCCGGAGGCAGCAGGAAAGUGGGUCCUUUGUAACUACGACUUCCAGGCCCGCAACAGCAGCGAACUGUCAGUCAAGCAGCGAGCGGUGCUGGAGGUCCUGGAUGACAGGCGCAAGUGGUGGAAGGUUCGGGACCAACAGGGCCAGGAAGGAUAUGUACCCUAUAAUAUCCUGACACCCCACCCCGGGCCCCGAGGCGAACGCAGCCAGAGCCCUGCGCGAAGCCUGGAGCCUCCCCCACCCCAGGAGAACAUCAUUCCUCCUCCUAACCCACCGGCCCCGGCCCCGGCCCCGGCCCCGGCCCCGGCCCCGGCCCCGGCUCCCGCUCGGCCCCAAUGGGACAGCUGCGACUGCCUCAACAACCUGGACCCCAGCGAGAAGGAGGCCCGACCCCUCGCACUUCACGCACUGCCUCCCUCCGGGUUCCCGCCUCCAGAGAAAUUUUCCCAGAUGCUGAGUGUGAACGAGGAGUUGCAGGCGCGCCUGGCCCAGGGCCGCUCGGUUCCCAGCCGCACGGCCCCGGGGCCCCGCGCCCCGGAGCCGCAGCUCAGCCGGCGAUCGGACACCGCGGAGGUCCGCGCCUGGCUGCAGGCCAAGGGUUUUAGCGCUGGCACUGUGGACGCACUGGGAGUGCUGACGGGCGCCCAGCUCUUCUCGCUGCAGAAGGAGGAGCUGCGGGCGGUGAGCCCCCAGGAGGGCGCGCGCGUGCACAGCCAGCUCACGGUGCAGCGCGCGCUGCUGGAGGACAAAGAGAAAGUGUCCGAGCUGGAGGCGGUGAUGGAGAAGCAGAAGAAGAAGGUGGAAAGCGAAAUGAAAGCGGAGGUCAUCUGACCCUCCCCGGCCCCUUCGCCAAAAGUGACCACCACACCAGGCCCCCGCCCCGCGGGACCACGGACGCCAGAGGCCUGGAGGACGCCGAGCCGGCCCGGCCGGCACAGACGCUGGCCCGCUGGCGUCCUGCUCCCUCCCUGCGCGCGGUCGCGGGUGGCCGGAUGGGGCCGGGGCCCAGAGCCCAGUCAAGAGCUCGUGGGGCCCUGGCAGCGGGCACCCCGGAACCCUGUGCCUUGUGCUGUGUGCUGCCCAGCCUAUAAACAAGCCUCCUUUCA
Molecule: messenger RNA, 2545 nt
Organism: Chinchilla lanigera (long-tailed chinchilla)
Lineage: Eukaryota; Metazoa; Chordata; Mammalia; Rodentia; Chinchillidae
Gene: Eps8l1
Product: EPS8-like 1
Exons: 18
Coding region: 120-2270 (716 amino acids)
Biological process (GO): positive regulation of ruffle assembly; Rho protein signal transduction; regulation of Rho protein signal transduction
Cellular component (GO): plasma membrane; ruffle membrane; vesicle
Molecular function (GO): actin binding
Source: RefSeq, a predicted model, not a curated record